GUCAAAUGUCAAUAUUUAUAAACAACAUCGCAUUACUUCAGUUUUGAAAGUUUCGAAUAUAAAAACUAAAAAACUUUUUUAUGUCUUUUUAUGUUUUUUAAACGAAUGUAACAAUGAAACCAAAAAUUAGCCAUGGGUAUUUAACACCUCAACCAACAAAGAAAAAAGAUAAAAGGGAAAACAAUAAUGCAAGAUCAAGAGAUAACUUGAACACAGGUUUGGUGUUCAAUGAGGAACACUUUUCAGAACUAAUGAAGGAUCCAAUAAAACGAAAUUUGAUAAUUAAUCUUAUAACUAAAGAGAAAGAUAAAAUUGAAGCCUAUAAGAAAGAACUUGCGAAAAAGCACCCGUCUAGUCCAUUGCUGAAAACAAUGAAAAGACCUUGUGAGAGUCCAACUCAGUUAUUAAGGAGAAGGGCUUUAGAACAGAUGAAUAACCCACAAUCAUCAGAAAACUCAGAAGGCGGUAGUAAUAGUAGACCUACAUCUGGGCAGUCUGGGGCGUCUACUGUACCAUCUCCAGUUAGUUACAAUAAAAUAUUGGAGGGUGUCAUAGCUUUCGUUGAGGUCAAGACUGGUACUAAAGAUCGUUCAGAUGCUGUGAAAGCCCAUUUACAAACAAUGGGUGCUGUUAUCAGAGAGAAAAUUACAAAAGAUGUGACACAUGUGAUUUUUAAAGAUGGUUCAUUUACUACUUAUCAAAAAGCAAACCUACUGAAGGUUCACUUAGUGUCAGUUUUAUGGCUUGAAGCAUGCAAAUCUAGCCAUAUGAAGGUAUCUGAGAAAAACUAUCCUGCCAUUGGCACUGAGGCCUAUGAUCACAAUGUAUCUGCCCUUUGUUCACAAAUGCAAAAAGAUUAUGAAGACAUUAUCCAUGAAGAAUUUCAACGUAGUAUUCAAGCAGGUACACCAUUGCCUUCUGCCAAAGCUCUUAUUGACAGAAGAAGAACAAUAGUCAUGACUCCAGCUGGAAAAGAAGUACAGUCUUUUACGAGAAGAUCUUUACAAGCUGGUCCUUCUGGCACCAUUAGACUGACACCAGAUGGAGAUAUUACAGAUGAUGAAUCUGAUUUGGGACCUCUGAUAGAUGGUGAUAUAGUGGAUAGAAGUAGUGACUUAUUUGAAGAUUUUGUAAAAACUACCCCUGUCAAAAAUGGUGAAGUUUUAUCAAAAACCAGCAAUAAUCAUGAAGAUAUGGAAUUAACUGAUCUACAAAAGAGCCCACUUCUUCCUCCAUUUAGAUUUAGUUCUCCUGACAGCUCACCAGAAAUUUAUACAAUACAAACUCAACAGGCUGGUAAGAGUGUUUCAAAAACUCCAAGGAAUGAAGAAGUUAAUGAUGAUGAUAUCUACAGGAGAAGAACAGCAGUUCUGAACAAUUUAGAUGUUGAUAAUAUUUGUACACCUGAAAAUGGUAGAAAAUCUAGAGUACGAACACCACGAACCUGUAGAAUUUUUAACAAAGACGAUGUGCUAACACCUGACGAAUCAAAUGCUUUAACACCAAGAAGUCUUCAUAUUUUUAGCAAAAAUAUUAGUCGUGGUACACCAGAUAUCACAAAAUCUAAUAAAGAAAAAGGAAGUGCUCCAAACCUUACUACAGAAACAGAUAGUUCAGUAGCACAAACGUUUAGCAAACCUACAGAAAAAUCUACAAGUACCAAUAUGUCUUCUCUUCGAAUAUCAGAAGAAUCAAAAAAUAAUAGUAAGUCCACUGGAAAGACAAGUUUUGAAUCUUGUAAAACAUCUUUUAGUCCUCUACAAGCAAAUUUAGUAAACAAUAUUUUAAAAACUUUACAAAAUAAUUCGUCCAUGGCUGAUAAAUCAGGGGAUUUAGAAAAUGAUACAUCAAACCAAAACCCCAGUUUAUCCAAGAAUAAGGACACUUCUUAUGAUAAAGUAAAGGUAGAGGAAAUUGAGACUAAAAACACCUCUAGUGAUAAGGCAAAAAGUCUUUCUUUUGAGCACGUUACUCUUAGAAAGAAACGAAUUCCCAAAGAAAAAGAUACUAUCAACGAAGAGGAAUCUAAAAUUACGCAAGACCUAUUUCAAAGCGAAGAUGAACUAGUUGAGAACGGUUUAAAUGAAGUAAAACAAUCUCGAAAUACUAGAAGAAAAACCUUAGCUGCCUCUACUGGAAUUAGUAAGAAUCAACCAGAAAAUCAAAAAGAGGUUUCCAGUGAAAACAAAUAUGAUGGUAAAAAGGUAGGGAAAUCCAAAAAUGUCCAAGCAAAUAUUAGAAACUUGGCCCGCGCCUUGGAAAAAGAGUUUGAAACAUCAGAUGAAGAUAUUCCAAUAGAAAAACCUAAAGGAACUGACAAAUCAAAAAAUAAAAGGGCUACCAUGAGUGGAAGUGAUGUAAAAGAAAAUAUUGGACAGACAGCUAAUGUUCAAGUCAAGGAUGACUCUAACAUCAAGAAAAGAGAAAAACGAGUAAUAAAGCAAAAUAGAAGGCAAACAAUGGGUCCUUUAGUAAGUUUACAAGAAAUUGAGUACAGUGAACCCAAAUCAAGAGCAAAUCGUCGAAAAACUUUGGCACCUUCAACGACGGAAAAGGUUUCUGCUAUUGACAAAAGUAGUCCUACCAACAAUGAAUCUAAUGAACCAAAAUCAAGACCAAAUCGUCGAAAAACUUUAGCACCUUCAAAUGCAACAACGACAGAAAAGGUUUCUGCUAAUGAUCAAAGUAGUCCCCCAAAAAUUGAAUCUAAUGAAGCCAAAUUGAAAGCUAAUCGUCGAAAAACUUUAGCAUCUUCAGAUGCAACAGCGACAGAAAAGGUUUCUGCUAAUGACCAAAGUAGUCCCGCAAAGAAUGAAUCUAAUGAAGCCAAAUGGAAAGCUAAUCGUCGAAAAACUUUAGCAUCUUCAGAUGCAACAACGACAGAAAAAGUUUCUCCUAAUGACCAACGUAGUCCCGAAAAGAAUGAACCUAAUGAAGCCAAAUCGAAAGCUAAUCGUCGAAAAACUUUAGCAUCUUCAGAUGCAUUAACAAAAGAAAAGGUUUCUGCUAGUGACAAAGGUAGUCCCGCAAAGAAAGCUAAAACCUCACCUCCUGAUAAAGGAAUGAGUGAAUUUAGUGAACCCAAAUCUAGAGAAAAUCGUCGAAAAACUGUGGCACCAUCAACGACAGAAAAUGUUUCGUCUAACGACCAAGGUAGUCCUGCAAAGAAGGUUAAAACAACACCUGUUAAAGCUAGUACAAGAAGACAGACUAUCAGUGCUUCGGCUGUUAAACCAAAAAGAGAUGAUAAAGAGAUCCUACGGAGAACAAUGAGCUCGACAGAUGUAAAUAAUAUUGACGUCAGUAUUCCACCUGAUUCUCAACCAAGAAGAAGAUUCAGGAGGUUGUAUAGUCCUACUGCUCUUCAAGAAAUUUGCAUAGAUGACAAUCGAGAUAGACAAGAAAAAAGACUUGCCAAAAAAGUCAUAGAUGACCCUGGUGUGUUUAAAAAACCUAUUAUCGUUUCCCAAAAAAUGCAAAAUCUUUUAGAUAAAAACAACAUAGACAUUGAAAACAUUAUAAAUCCAUUGAAAACUAAUAAGAAUAAAGAGAAAAGUGAUGAUAAACCUGAAUUUACUAGUGACGAUGAUGAAGAGCUCGAGCUUUUAAAUGAGCUCUUAAACAAAAAACCGAAUAAAAACAAGAAGAAAAAAGACGAUAAACCAGAAUUUAACAGUGACGAUGAUGAACAGGUUAGCCUUUUAAAUGAGCUUUUAAACAAAAAGAAAAAUAUGGAACCACCAAAAGAGAGUACUAAAUCUUCCGUUAUUGACAAAUCUAAUACUGAUAACCAGAAAAUAAAGAGCAACGACCGAAGAUUAUCUACAAGGAUAAAAUUAAAGGAGAAGUCACAAACAGUAAGUAAAACGCCAAAAACUCCACAAAAACGAAAUCUAACAUUGAAGUGCACUCCAUCUACUUCUGUCAGAAACAGAAGAAGUACACAAGAAUUCCAAUUGAUAACACAAAGUGCGAAGAAAAGGUUAAAAAUUGACAAACCCGUUCAGCCCAGCAUAGUAUGUACCAAGAUGCACAAAGAAGAGGUCCAAACGUUCAUGCAGAUUGUCAAGAAAUUAGGUGGAUUUCAAGUUGAAGAUGAGGUUACCAGUAAGACCACACAUUUGGUUGUCGGUGAACCUAAAAGGACUAUCAAUAUGUUGAGAGCCCUAACCAGAGGUUGUUGGGUUUUAAAAAAGGAGUGGUUAUUUAAGUCAUUAGAAAGUGAAAGAUGGUUGCCGGAAGAAGAUUUUCAAGCAACUGAAUUCUCUCCAGCUGUGGAAAAAAAUCAUUUACAACGGCAAGCUUUUGGCCCAACUUAUACGAUGGACAUUUUUCAAAACUGCGGUCCAAUAUACGUCGCCAAAGGAAGUACUCCCAGAUGUUCCGAUAUCCGUGAGCUUAUUAGCUUGUGCAAAGGGAAAACCACAACCAUUCCCCGCAAUGCUUCCGUAGUCGUAGGAGAAUAUGUUAAGAGCGAAGGUGGCGUUUGUGUCAGUGAAGCAUGGAUUCUGGACAGUAUAACUCAAAAUAGAAAACUGUCUUUCAAAAAAUAUCUUAUUCCGUCUAAUAGAAAAAGCGGAGGAGUUUGAUCAAUUGUGAUUUGUCUCGAUUUUUAUUUAGAAGAAACUCAUAAGUUGAAAAAUCUUAGAUACGAGUAGUUCCCGAAAAAAUUGUUCGGUGUCCAGACUUUACAGAAGCAUGCUUUACAGGACUGUGUUUUUUAUAUGUACUUUUUUAUUUAUUUACUAUUAAAACUAAUAGUUUUUAUGUACUAUUGAAUAUAUUUUAUUUUUGACGUA
This is a messenger RNA of Diabrotica virgifera virgifera (western corn rootworm), 4799 nucleotides long. RefSeq lists its product as uncharacterized. Lineage: Eukaryota; Metazoa; Arthropoda; Insecta; Coleoptera; Chrysomelidae. The transcript has 5 exons. The record is from RefSeq and is a predicted model, not a curated record. Bases 114 to 4589 code for a protein of 1491 amino acids. Gene Ontology annotation, biological process: mitotic cell cycle.